CGGCGGGCGAGCGGGCGGGCGAGCCACCACCGAGCAGGAGUGUAAUCUUUGGCUGCUGCAGCGCUUGCCCACACGCCGCUCGGCUCGGAGCCACCGCCGUCGAACGUCAGUAGCAGGAGAUUUUGCAGAGGUUGCGCCCGCCCGCCCGCCCGCCUUUCCGUCGGCCGCUUGGCGAGAUGCUCACCCUUUAACUGGCCUGCUCGGCAGCCGAUCGAGGAAGGAAGAAGCAUCCCCUGCCCGACGGGGCGCGCCUGCUGCUCAGGCUUAUCUGUCCGUGUGCUGGUGCUGCGGCUGCCGCCGGAGGAUGGUGGCGUCGGGAGGCGCGACGUGUAGCCCCUGCCUCUUGCGUCCCGAGCCUCGCCGCCUGCCCUGAAUACAACAUGGGCUGCCUGCUGCUGCUACUGGUGACGCUCUUCGUGGCCGCCGUCGCCCUCGGGGUGCCGCUCACCACCACCAGGGUCGUGCACACCCACUCUGGAAAGCUGCAGGGCUUCGUGAAGAAGGUGUCCACCGGCUCCUUUACCUCCCAGUCGCUCAAGCCCGUCGAGGUGUUCCUGGGCAUUCCCUAUGCGAUUCCUCCCGUCCGCGCGUACCGGUUCAGUCCGACUCGGACACCGCUGCCUUGGGACGGCGUCAAGAUGGCGGACACGAUGGCGCCGGUGUGUCCCCAGCGAUUUCCGGACAUCUCCAACGAGACGGUCAGCCUAGAAAAAAUGCCCAAGGGAAGACUCGAGUACCUCCGUCGGCUGCUCACCCACCUCCAGAACCAGAGUGAAGACUGCCUUUACCUCAACGUGUACGCUCCUGCCCAGGCCGUCGGCCCCCCGGAGAUGAUGGAGCGCUACCCGGUGAUGGUCUACAUCCACGGAGAGUCCUUCGAGUGGAACUCGGGCAACCCGUACGACGGCUCGGUGCUGGCCAGCUACACGGACGUCGUCGUGGUCACCCUCAAUUAUAGGCUCGGCGUGCUCGGCUUCCUGAACGCCAACAGCGCGCCGCAAGCGAAGGCCCGAGUGGCCAACUACGGCCUGAUGGACCAGAUAGCCGCGCUCCACUGGAUACAGCAAAAUAUUGCCCUCUUUGGCGGCGAUCCAGGCAACGUGACCCUCUUCGGCCACGGCACCGGCGCCGCCUGCAUAAAUUUCCUCAUGAUCUCACCGACCGUGGUGCCAGGUCUGUUCCACCGGGCAAUCCUGCUGUCGGGCUCUGCCCUGAGCAGCUGGGCGCUGGUCGAGCAGCCGGCCACUUACGCGCUCAGGUUGGCGCACCAGCUCAAUUGCUCGCUGCCGGAGGACUCGCGUCGGGACCACGAGCGCGUCGUCGACUGCCUGCGCUCGGCGCCGUUGGACGCGCUGCUCAAGGCCGACGUGGCGACUCCCGCGUUCACCAGUGCCUUCGGUCCGUCCGUCGACGGCAUCGUCAUCCGGCCUGGCUUCCGCAAGGAACUGGUCGCCGGCCAGAAGCGACGCAGCUCCGGUGCCUCCGCCGCCGCCUCCGCCGCAGCCGCCGCAGCAGGUGUGAUGAGCGACUCGAGCACGUCGACGAGCGUGUCGAACCGCAACUACGACCUGCUCUUCGGAGUGGUCACCAACGAGGCCCUCUUCCACUUUUCCGCGCAAGACGUGCAGGCCGGAUUCGAGGGCGAGAGAAGGGACAAGAUUUUUCGGACCUACGUCCGCAACACCUACAACUACCAUCUCAACGAGAUCUUCUUCACCGUCGUCAACGAGUACACGGACUGGGAGCGGACGGUGCAGCACCCGAUCAACACGCGUGACGCGACCAUCGCCGCGCUGAGCGACGCUCAAUACGUCGCGCCCGUCGUGCACACGGGCGACCUGCUCUCGCGUACGGGCUCCUCGCACAACGGCCCCAAGUGCUUCUUCUACGUCUUCGACUACCAGACCAAAGACGGCGACUACCCACAGCGGAUGGGAACUGUUCACGGCGAGGAGCUGCCCUACGUGUUCGGCGCGCCGCUGGUCGACGGCUUCAGCCACUUUCCGAGGAACUACACCCGCUCCGAGGUCUCCCUCUCAGAGGCUGUGAUGCUCUUCUGGGCCAGUUUCGCACGCACCGGAGACCCCAACGAGCAUAUGAAAACAGAAUCCAUUCUCUCGAGCUCCAAGGAGAGGAAUCGCUUCCGCAACAUCGUGUGGGAGGAGUACGAUGCCGUGCACCAGAAGUACUUGGAAAUCAGCAUGAAGCCGCGCACCAAGAACCACUUCCGGGCCCACCAGCUGUCCGUGUGGCUGCGGCUGGUGCCGGAGCUGCACCGGGCUGGCAUGGAGGACGUGUCGACAAGGCACAACCUGUUUCGCAACCACAACGACCCUGACAUCUACGACGGCUCGGUGCGAGCCCUCGACGCCAUCUACUACGGCACCCUGGACGCCGACUACAGCACAACGGGGCCCGGGGGCCGCCGGGGCAACGAGACGGCCCUGGUGCCGAGCGGCGAGCCCAUGCUGACGACGUGCGUGAGCAUCAUCGCGGCGCCGACGACGGCGUCGGGACUGUUGGCCGGACGAAACCAGUCGGACGCGAUGGCCAGCCUGGAGGCCAUCCCCGGCUAUGGCGCCUACUCGACGGCACUCAGCGUCACAAUCGCCAUCGGCUGCUCGCUGCUCAUCCUUAACGUGCUCAUUUUCGCCGGAGUUUACUACCAGAGAGACAAGCACCGGCUCGAAGUGAAAAACAUGCAGGAGCAGCAGCGCGGCGGUUUCGCCGGCGACAAGAUUCACCUGGAGGCGAUGGACGAUAACCCGAUCACGACGACGGUGAUCCUGAACGCGCCCACUACCACCCUGACGCCGGCCGGCGGCAUCCUAAUGAACCAGAGCUCACCCACGUCCAAGGGCAAGCACCUGAGCAACAAAUACCACACCCUGCACUACAUGCAGCACCUGGACAAGGCUCACCACGCCGCCGCCCCGCCCACCGCCACGGCCAUCACCAUCCUCGAUCACCAACAACAUAUCAUCACGCGAAACCAGCAUUCCGCUCGAUGUCCCUGCUCGCAGGUGCCGCAGUCGAUGCUGAUGGAGCACUCGACCUUCCUGUGCCGGCCGCCGGAGCACGCGACGGCCACUCCGCCCAACGGAUCCAUGGUGCAUCUGAACGUGCCGCGGCCGCCACCCCCGCCGCGUGUCGAGGCCAGCCACCUUGCCACACUGCCGCGCCACAAACCAUCCUCUGGGGGAGGAGGGGUUGCUGACAACGGUUCGCUGCCCCCGCAGGCCGACGUGCGCGUCUGACACUCUGGUGGCGCGAGAUAAACGGUUCCUCUAUCUCUCUCUGUGAGUUAGACAGGAAGAAGAGGGAAAAAGUUUGUGAGAAAAUUCGAAAGCCAUCCACCGAGCGACAAGGAACUGCGUUUGUUUGCCGGACAAUCUCUCGGACGUCUGAUUCGGAAGUAGUGAUGCCCCGCCCCCCUCGAUUGAGUUAUGUCACAAGCGUAAUUCUAGCCCUCAGGUUCUUAACGAAGUGGGUGCGUGCGAGUUUGUGAGCGAUUCAGUAAUAGAUUUCGUCUGCACCAUCAACGCACCGUAUUAAAAUUUUCAAGGAUUCGUCGAUUUUAAUCACUUCUCAAUUUAAAUUUUACACUCGACAGAACCUCUUUUGUCGACAUCUGUACAAAAGAAAAUUUUAAUAGCUUUAUUAUUGGACCAGAUAGGACAGCUUUGAAGGUUUUGUCGAGAAAAUUUACACCUUUAUUCGAACCGACCAAGUUGCUGCACGCGUUUUCAUGAGCUGACGAUUUGAUUUCACGCGCACUCCUCGGUGUGAGUGUUGAAUGUCAAACAUAAAUGUAUCCAGUUUCCGAAGAUCAAAGUGGUGCUUCAAUAUGUAAACAUAGCAUCGGCGUUGCCACGAAAAUGUGCCAAAUUUUUUGAGCCGCCACUGUUCUGCGUGUUCGUUGAUUUCCUCAGAAGUCGCUCUCGAUUAUGACCAUAGUUCCGAUUGUAGACGUAGCUCAUUUGUAUAGAGUACACAUCAGGUUAGCCGAAGUUUCGUUCCUAACCUUGUGAAUCGCGCACAAACUCAGGCGCGAGCAGUUGUUAUCUUUAAGAUGAUAGACUCGUCAUAAAACUGUUCCAACUCAAAAGUGAAAAGUGCGAAAGAACAAACACGGAUCGCCAAGCAAGAGACACGGACGAAAUUGGGAGUGAAUUACGUGCAAAUUGAAACACUCACACGAAUCUGCUGAAUAUGUUGUUGAAGUGUUACAUUUUAUAUAUGUAAAAAGAGAUGACAAUUUUUCUAUGAGAAAAUACCUAAAAUAUAUAUACAUACACACAAGACACGAGGUAUAUACUGUAAAAAUUAAGGUACGGAAAUGAAUACGCUCGACCGCCAAAAUCGACAAACACUACACUGGACUCGAACAACCGCAUCUUUGUUUGGAGACAAUUAUUUAUUCUUGAUGUUACACACGCGCAGAUGAGAUGAGAAUAAAAUUGACGAAAAUCACUAUUAACGUU
Cloeon dipterum is the source of this 4484-nucleotide messenger RNA. RefSeq names its product neuroligin-4, Y-linked-like. Gene Ontology annotation, biological process: modulation of chemical synaptic transmission; neuron cell-cell adhesion; presynaptic membrane assembly. Gene Ontology annotation, cellular component: plasma membrane; cell surface; postsynaptic membrane. Gene Ontology annotation, molecular function: signaling receptor activity; neurexin family protein binding. The record is from RefSeq and is a predicted model, not a curated record. The transcript is spliced from 13 exons. The coding region runs from base 381 to 3257 and encodes 958 amino acids. Lineage: Eukaryota; Metazoa; Arthropoda; Insecta; Ephemeroptera; Baetidae.